Messenger RNA from Lonchura striata (white-rumped munia), 8921 nucleotides. RefSeq names its product myosin IXA (gene MYO9A). Gene Ontology annotation, molecular function: microfilament motor activity; ATP binding; actin filament binding. Lineage: Eukaryota; Metazoa; Chordata; Aves; Passeriformes; Estrildidae. The record is from RefSeq and is a predicted model, not a curated record. Gene Ontology annotation, cellular component: myosin complex; actin filament; axonal growth cone. Gene Ontology annotation, biological process: positive regulation of GTPase activity; establishment of epithelial cell apical/basal polarity; intracellular signal transduction.
AGAGCGGCGCGCGCGCGCGGGCAGUCGGGCAGCGCCCGGGCGGCGGCGGCGGCUGUGGGAGCGCCCGUCGGCACCCCCCCCCUUCCCGGGACCCCUCUCAACACCGCUCCUCGGGACUCCCGGACCUCCCUCAGCACCGACCCCCGGGACCUCUCUCAGCGCUGACCUCCGGGACCCUCUUCAGCACCCACCCGUGGGACACUCCUCAGCACCACCCUCCUCAGCGCAGAGCCUCGGGACCUCUGUUCAGAGCCGACCUCCCUCAGCCAACGACCCUCAGGACUCCCCUCAGCGGCGGCGGCGGCGGGAUGCGCCGCGCCCCGACACCCAGCCUUGCUAACAUGAUGACCUGACAAGAUAGAGCACAGUCCUGACUAUGCAGCACAGGGACUGAUGGGAAAGGAUCCAAUAUGAGUGUAAAUGAUGUUGGAGGCAGACGACGCUUUGAGGAUAGCGAGUACACGCUGCACAUCUACCCCGGGAGCAUCGCCGAGGGGACAAUCUACUGCCCCAUCACCGCCAGGAAAACGUCCACGGCCGCCGAGGUGAUCGAUUCGCUCAUCAACAAACUCCAGCUCGAGAAAACAAAAUGUUACGUCUUGGCCGAAGUGAAGGAGUUUGGAGGGGAGGAAUGGAUCCUCAACCCCACGGACUGCCCGGUGCAGCGCAUGAUGCUGUGGCCGCGCAUGGCGCUGGAGAACCGGAGCAGCGGCGAGGAUUAUCGCUUCCUGCUGCGGGAGAAGAACCUGGAUGGCUCCAUCCACUACGGGAGCCUGCAGUCCUGGCUGCGGGUGACGGAGGAGCGGCGCAGGAUGGUGGAGCGGGGCUUCCUCCCCCAGCCCCAGCAGAAGGACUACGAUGACUUGUGUGGUUUGCCAGACCUGAACGAGAAAACGCUCCUGGAAAAUCUCAGAAACCGCUUCAAGCAGGAAAAAAUCUACACCUACGUUGGCAGCAUCCUCAUUGUUAUUAAUCCCUUCAAGUUCCUACCUAUUUAUAACCCCAAGUAUGUGAAGAUGUACGAUAACCAUCAGCUGGGGAAGCUGGAGCCCCACAUUUAUGCUGUGGCAGAUGUGGCUUACCAUGCUAUGCUCCAGAGGAAGAAGAACCAGUGCAUCGUGAUUUCGGGAGAGAGUGGCUCGGGAAAGACACAGAGCACCAACUUUCUGAUUCAUCACCUCACUGCCCUCAGCCAGAAGGGAUUUGCCAGUGGAGUAGAACAGAUUAUUCUUGGAGCUGGCCCAGUGCUUGAGGCAUUUGGAAAUGCAAAAACAGCCCAUAACAACAACUCCAGUCGCUUUGGCAAAUUCAUCCAAGUGAAUUACCAGGAGACAGGCACCGUGCGAGGAGCUUAUGUUGAAAAAUACCUCCUAGAGAAGUCCCGACUGGUCUAUCAGGAGCACAACGAGCGGAACUACCAUGUAUUUUAUUACCUCCUGGCAGGAGCGAGCGAGGAGGAGAGAUCAGCAUUUCACCUGAAGCAGCCAGAGGAAUAUCAUUACCUUAACCAGAUGACAAAGAAACCCCUCAGACAGAGCUGGGAUGAUUAUUGCUAUGACUCGGAGCCGGAUUGUUUCUCCGUGGAAGGGGAGGACCUGAAGCACGACUUUGAGCGGCUGCAGCUCGCCAUGGAGAUGGUGGGGUUUCUGCCCAAGACACGCAGACAAAUUUUCUCUCUGCUGUCGGCAAUCCUGCAUCUGGGGAACAUCUGCUACAAAAAGAAGACAUACCGGGAUGACUCCAUCGAUAUCUGUAACCCUGAGAUACUUCCUGUCGUGUCAGAGCUGCUGGAGGUGAAAGAAGAGAUGCUGUUUGAGGCCCUUGUGACCAGAAAGACAGUGACAGUGGGAGAGAAGCUGAUCUUACCAUACAAACUGGCAGAGGCUGUGACUGUGCGGAAUUCCAUGGCCAAGUCGUUGUACAGCGCCCUGUUUGACUGGAUCGUGUUCAGGAUCAACCACGCGCUCCUCAACUCCAAGGACAUGGAGGAAAGCACCAAGACUUUAUCCAUUGGGGUACUUGAUAUUUUUGGGUUUGAAGACUAUGAAAACAAUAGUUUUGAACAAUUCUGCAUUAACUUUGCCAACGAGCGCUUGCAGCACUACUUUAACCAGCACAUCUUUAAACUGGAACAGGAGGAAUAUAGAGCAGAAGGAAUUAGCUGGCACAACAUCGACUACAUAGACAACUCCAGCUGCAUCAACCUGAUCAGCAAGAAGCCAACGGGGCUGCUCCAUCUGCUGGAUGAGGAAAGCAAUUUUCCUCAAGCCACAAACCAGACACUGCUGGAUAAAUUCAAGCGUCAACAUGAAGGGAACUCCUACAUUGAAUUCCCAGCGGUGAUGGAGCCAGCUUUCAUCAUCAAACACUACGCGGGCAAAGUGAAGUACGGAGUCAAGGAUUUCCGGGAGAAGAACACGGAUCACAUGCGCCCGGACAUCGUGGCUCUCCUGCGGAGCAGCAAGAACGCCUUCAUCUGCGGGAUGAUCGGGAUCGACCCCGUGGCUGUGUUCCGCUGGGCCGUCCUCAGGGCCUUUUUCAGGGCCAUGGUUGCGUUUAGGGAGGCUGGAAAACGAUACGUGGAGAAGAAAACUGGGCAUGAUGAUGCAGUGCCAUGUGCGGUUUUGAAAAGUGUGGAUAGUUUUAGCUUUCUCCACCACCCAGUUCAUCAGAGGAGCUUAGAGAUCCUGCAGAGGUGCAAGGAAGAGAAGUACAGUAUCACUCGGAAGAGCCCGCGGACGCCGCUCUCAGACCUCCAGGGAGUCAACACCAUCAACGAGAGGAGCCCACGGGAUGCCUAUGCAGUUGGCUGGAAUGGCCGGAUGGGGAUGAGGCACAACAGGCUGGCCAGCCCUGGCACCUUCCUGGACAAAGAUGGGAUAUUCGUCAACGCCACCAACAGCAAACUGCUGGAGAGGGCCCAUGGCAUCCUCAUGCGAAAUAAGAACUUCAAAGCUAAACCCAGUCUUCCAAAGCACUUGCUGGAUGUGAAGUCCCUCAAGCACCUCACGAACCUGACAUUGCAUGACCGCAUCACCAAAUCUCUCCUCCACCUCCAUAAGAAGAAAAAACCCCCCAGCAUCAGUGCCCAGUUCCAGGCAUCCCUCAACAAACUGAUGGAGACCCUUGGCCAAGCAGAGCCGUAUUUUGUCAAGUGCAUCCGAUCCAACGCCGAGAAGCUGCCCCUGCGGUUCAACGACAGCCUGGUGCUCCGGCAGCUGCGCUACACGGGGAUGCUGGAGACCGUGCGCAUCCGCCAGUCAGGAUACAGCUGCAAAUACUCCUUCCAGGAUUUUGUGAACCAUUUCCAUGUUCUUUUGCCACAAGGGAUCAGCCCAUCUAAGCACAAUAUCCAUGAUUUCUUCCAGAAGAUAAAACUCGAUCCAGACAAUUACCAAGUUGGAAGAACAAUGGUAUUCAUGAAGGAACGGGAGCGGCAGCUUCUGCAGGACCUGCUGCACCAGGAGGUGCUGCGGAGGAUCACACUGCUGCAGCGCUGGUUCCGCAGCCUGCUCUGCAGGAGGCAGUUCCUGAGCCUGCGGCACGCGGCCGUCAGCAUACAGAGAUUUUGGCGAAGCUACCGAAGCCAAAAAAAAGGCAAACCAUCCCCAGACCCUCUAGUUCUCAACAAAGCCGCUGUCAUCCUUCAGAGCCACUGGCGAGGCUUCGUGGAGCGGCGGAGGUUCCUGCAGAUGCAGUUUGCAGCCCAUCUCAUCCAGAGCUGCUGGCGGGAGCACGCCAGGCGCCGGCACGCCGCAGCCACCAGCAUCCAGGCAGCCUGGCGGGGACACCGCAGCCGGCAGGCGUACGCAGCCCGCAGGAGCAGGGCCGUGUGCCUGCAGGCGGCGUGCCGGGGCUAUUUGGCACGGCAAAGGUUUAGAGCUUUGAAAGAGCACCAGUUAAAAGAGAUGCAGCUGGAGAAUGGCCUGGCAGGGAGAGAAGAGGAUGGACUGGAAGCAGAUGGUUUGGAAAUUAAGGGCUCUGACCCAUCUAAGUGGGAGGACAGCUCAUUUGAAGAGCGAGUGAGAGCUGUGGAACAACAUAGAUCACUGAUGGAGAAUAACCGGGUGAAUCACAUGGACCCACUGGAUACUUCCGUGUACAAAAGGCAUGAGAGAGCCAGCAGCCACAGCGGGAUGGACACCGAGGAGGAGAUCAUCGUGAGAGAGAGGCCCAAGUCACUGGAGGAUCUCAACCAGAAAAAAGUGGUUCGUGCAAAGAGGGAAAGCCGGAGGAUGCGGGAACUGGAGCAGGCGAAAUUCAGCUUGGAGCUGCUCAAGGUCCGCUCCACGGGUGGGCUGUCACCUUCGGAAGAGCAGCGCUGGCCCACCGAGCUGGUGUCCGAGGCACUGCAUUCCCCUCAGGGAACCCCGGAGAGCGAGAGCUCUCAAGGGAGCUUCGAGUUGUUAAGCAAUGAAGAUACCUCAAGUAGCAAACUUAUUUCUUUAGUCUUAGAUGAGCAUGAUACGCAGUCAUUUUCCAUGGACUCCCUGCCCAGCAGUCCCCAGGCUCAGCUGCAGGAGGAGCCUUUCUGUGCAGCGGAUGUGAACAAAGACUUGCCCAGCUGCAGACAGACCCCAGCAGACGUGGUGCUGCCUGAUAACCUCACCAGGAAGGAGUGUGGGGUCAGUGACCCCCAGAAUGUUAUAAAGACUCACCCAAGAGAAACACUCCUUUCUAGCAAUCUCCCCACUUUCUACAUUCCACCACAAGACAAUGUGAAGGUGAAGAUGGUGGAGAAUAACCUAAGGAAUAAAGCAGUGGAAAGAGAGGAAAGGACAGUUAUGUUCUCUGAGGUCAGGAAGGACUCUGAUCCAGAUCAGGGUAAAGCCUUGGGAGAAGAGGAGGAAAAGGAUAAACCCUCUACCAAGAGAGAGGAACGUGGGACAGUGACAGCAGCACGGGCCCUUUCUCCAGGUUCUGUCAUUAAGAGACUGGAAAAACUCAAUGUGGAGAAGGAGGAACGGCAAAAGCAGCUUCAGCUGCAAAAUGAGAGGGAGAUGAUGGAGCAGAUUCGCCAGCAGAAGGAAAUUCUGGAGAAACAACGCAAAGCCUUCGAGCAGCAAGGGAGGGUAGAGGCUUUGCAGAGGACAGAGCAGGGCGGAGUGAAGGACCCUUCCCUCAAACCAGCCAAAAAAACAGACAACCGGCCUCAGUCAGUCUUCAUCCUGCAUCCCCAGAGCAGAGGGGAGCAUAGCCCCACCCCAGGCAUGGCUCCAACCUCAGCAGUGGACAUCAAGGGUCUCACUGUUGGGACCAGGGGAAGCUCUCCAGCCCACAGUGCCCCCAAAGACAGACCUGUCAGCAUGUUCGUGGAGCGAAGAGAAGGUCUAGAACCCCGCUGCCAUUCCAAACCAGCUCUGGACCCCAAGGACCACCCAGGCAGCCAUUUCUCAAGGACAGAGCGCCUCCGGCAACCUCGGAUGCCCAACCAGGCCACUGAGGAGACGAGGGCAAGCUCCAUGUUCUUCACACCAAAAGACAAUCCCUUUGGCCUCCACAGAGAGGCAAAUCAUCAGUGCCUUUCCAAGGGGGAAAUAGCACGGAAGCCAUUUAAGAUGCCGGGGUCUGGCAGAGGCGAGACCGUGCAGCGAUUCACCUCUGGGGAAGGCCAGGCCAAACUGCACAAAACCAUGUCCCAAGGGGAGAUUGGGAAGCUGGCAGCCACACAGAAGAGUCUGACUCCAGAUGGGAGGCCUCAACGAGCCAAGAUGAGGUUUUGGGUGAAGGGAAAGCAGGGGGAGAAGAAGACCCACCGGGAGAAGCUUGCUACCCAGUCCGAGCUGCUGGAGCUGUAUGCAGAGCAGGAAGCCCCUGGCAGGGAGGCCAUUCCUGGAUUGCAGCUUGGUGAAGCAGACCUGGGUCCUCAUCACCUGACGCCCCCACGGAGUCCUGAGCUGUCGGGCAUCUACCGGCGGGAAUUCAAGGAGAACAAGGAGCCCUCUCCCAAGGUGAAGCGCAAGCGCAGCGUCAAGAUCAGCAAUGUGGCUCUAGAACCCGUGCAGUGGCAGAACGACUCCCUGCAGAUCAUAACCAGCACCAGCGACCUCAAGAGCAUGGAUGAGUUCCUCCUGAAAAAGAUGAAUGAACUGGACAAUGAGGACAGCAAGAAGGACACGCUGGUGGAUGUUGUGUUCAAGAAAGCACUGAAGGAAUUCCGACAAAACAUCUUCAGUUUUUACUCCUCAGCAUUGGCAAUGGACGAUGGGAAGAGCAUCCGCUACAAGGACCUCUACGCCUUAUUCGAGCAGAUUCUGGAGAAGACCAUGAGGCUUGAGCAGAGGGACUGGAGUGAGUCUCCAGUUAAAGUCUGGGUCAAUACCUUCAAAGUCUUCCUGGAUGAAUAUAUGAUAGAGUACAAACCCCUGGACUACACCGCAGGGAAGAUGCCAAAAACGGAACGAAAGAAGAGAAGGAAAAAGGAAGCGGAUGUGGUGGAAGAGCACAAUGGUCACAUUUUCAAGGCAACCCAAUACAGCAUCCCCACAUACUGUGAAUAUUGUUCCUCCUUGAUCUGGAUCAUGGACAGGGCUUCUGUUUGUAAAUUAUGUAAAUAUGCUUGUCACAAGAAGUGCUGUCUUAAAACCACAACCAAGUGCUCCAAAAAGCACGACCCGGAGCUCUCACCGCGGCAGUUCGGCGUGGAGCUGUCCCGGCUGACCAGCGAGGAGCGGGCGGUGCCGCUGCUGGUGGAGAAGCUCAUCAACUACAUCGAGAUGCACGGCCUCUACACCGAGGGCAUCUACAGGAAAUCAGGAUCCACCAACAAGAUCAAGGAGCUGCGGCAAGGCCUCGAUACAGACAUUGAUAAUGUGAAUUUAGAUGACUAUAACAUCCACGUCAUUGCCAGCGUGUUCAAGCAGUGGCUCCGAGAUCUGCCCAACCCCCUCAUGACCUUUGAGCUCUACGAGGAGUUCCUGCGGGUGAUGGGCUUCCAGGAGAGGAAGGAGACAGUGCGUGGGGUGUACUCGGUCAUUGACCAGCUCUCCCGCACCCACCUCAGCACCCUGGAGCGCCUCAUCUUCCACCUGGUCAGGAUUGCCCUCCAAGAGGAGACCAACCGCAUGUCAGCCAAUGCCUUGGCCAUUGUGUUUGCUCCCUGCAUCCUCCGCUGCCCCGACACAACAGACCCACUACAGAGUGUUCAGGACAUCAGCAAAACCACCACUUGCGUGGAAUUAAUUGUCAUGGAGCAGAUGAACAAGUACAAGGCUCGGCUCAAAGACAUCAGCAGCCUGGAGUUCGCAGAGAACAAAGCCAAGAGCCGCCUCUCCUUGAUCCGCAGAUCUAUGAAGCCCGUACUAAUUGCAGUUAGAUUUAUGAGCAUAACCCGCAGUUCAAUCCCGGGCAAAGGACGCGUGCGACGCGGCGCCUUCCCCAGCCCCGCGUCCCCCGUCACCGGCCGCUUGCCCUCGGUGACAGAUGUCCCUGAGGAGACCCUGAGCAGCGAGGAGGCCAUGGAGAUGGAAGUGACAGAGCAGCAGCAGGUGGCCAUGCAGCAGGAGGAGAAGGUGCUGACUGAACAGAUCGAGAGCUUGCAAAAGGAAAAGGAGGAGCUGACAUUCGAGAUGCUGACACUGGAGCCCCGCGCCUCCGACGACGAAACCCUCGAGUCCGAAGCCUCCAUUGGCACAGCUGACAGCUCUGAAAAUUUGAACUUCGACUCCGAAGGAGCCAUCUCCGAUCGCUCGGAGAGAAGUGUAGCACUUACCUCCCUGCGCCCCGCCAAGGCCGAGGGGCCGAGCCGGCUGCGACGGCACCCCAGGAUGCGGCUGGACCCAGCGGAGCCAACCGACACCCCCGUCUCCUCCUCCUCCUCCUCCCAAUCGUCCACCUCCUGCUUGCCCCACCUGCCCCGGAAGCGCUUCCAGAUGUACUCCAAAUCUCCUUUCUACCGAGCAGGGGGACACGGCGAGAGCCCUGAAACCCGGGCGAGCCCCGAGGGCCUGACGGGGCCUCUCCAUUACGCUGAGGACCGGCCGCAGUUCACCACACGCGGGACCUUCAACCCGGAGAAGGGCAAACAGAAACUGAAGAGUGUGAAAUCUUCCCCCGCAAAAACCAAAGAGCCCCCGGAUGGGGGGCCUGGAGGGGGACGCAAGAGGAACCCUGAGGCCGAUUGCGCUGCCGCCCAACCCCUUGUCCUCAUGGGGAGCAACGAGUUCAUGGUCUGAGGUGCUCCACCCCGGAGCCACAUCCAUGCCGGGGCAGCCUCCCCAUUGGCAAUGCUCUGAUGGCUUCCUCGUUAACGCCAGGAGAUGAAUUCUUAAUUAAAAAGGCCGGGAGGGGACGGUUUUAAUGGUGGCCUUAAUGAUUUGGGGGGGUUGAGACCUUCAGGUGGCUGGGGGAUGGACAGGGAUGGGAGGCGUUGACCGGUUCCUGGCCCUUCCCCUCGGAGCAUCCCACGUCUGGGCACAUCCGCCGCCAAAUCCUCGUGCCGAUCGCCAUCGCCUGUUGGUAGGAGCAAACAGAGCCUAAAAAUCCCAUGGAGCAUCCCGAGCUGGCUCCACUGCAGCCGAGCCCUCCGCGCUUUAACCACCUCAUCCACGCCAACACCAAGUGCAUGGAAAAGUGUUAAAACCUGCCAAAAAUCACCUUUUCCCUUUGUUUUUUUAUUUUUUAACGAGACCUAACCACCUUUCCUUUUUUUUUUCUUUUUGAGAUCAUCAGUAUUAAAAAAUAAUAAUAAUUAUAAAUAAUCGAGGACUACUUGAAGCGAUAUUUGUUUAUAUGCUGGUUCCUGGAGUUUCAUGUAAAUAUAUAUUUUUUUAAUUUUUUUUUUGUAUUUUUCCCCAGACAGAACUUUUUUUUUUUUAACUAGUAUUGUUAUUAUUAUUUUUGGGCUGGAGAGGAGGGGAGCAAUUGGCUGAGCCAUCCUUGGUGUCACCAGCCAUCACUCAAUAAAACAUGGAGUUUUAUUC